This is a messenger RNA of Paramecium pentaurelia, 6442 nucleotides long. Lineage: Eukaryota; Ciliophora; Oligohymenophorea; Peniculida; Parameciidae. The record is from the annotation of a GenBank genome assembly.
AUGGAAAAAUUACAAAAGUUUGUUAAUGAGUUCUAUUAAAAAUUGAAUGCUAAGCCUGAUGAAUUUGCUAUAUGUAGAAUUAGACUCAAAUCAUACCUUUAACAACUCAAUUUUCAAUAUGGUGAUAAUAUUUAAGAAUAAGAAAAUCAAUAUUUAAAUUAAUUGUCAGAAGAAAAUGACUCUUAUUUAAGCAUUGAAAAUGAUAGAGGAAUUACAGCUGAAUAUAAUGAGAUGAAGUAUUUUAGAAAAUUGGCUGAAUUUAUUAAAAAACUUAAAAAAUAACAUUUAUAAUCCAAUUAUUUACCCACUAAUUCUCCAUAAAUUGGAAGAUUAUCUAGAGAUAGAUUAUUAGAAAUCCUAACUUAAGAAGUAAAUGAUUUAAUCUGCAUGUCUUAAUUUAUUCAUCCUUAUUCAGGAAUACAUUAAUAAUUGAAAAUCAUUGAAUAAUAAAUCAAUCUCUUAAAACAAAUUAAGUAAUUUGAGGAGUAAGUCUAAAUUAAAUCUCCUUUAAAUUAACCUAAUAAUAUCUCUAAAGAAAUAUCAACUUUAAUUUCAAAUUAAGAUGAAAAUUUCAUAUAAUAAUUAUAAAAAGAAGGUUUUCAUAUGACUAGAAUAAGUUAAGUAUUUUAUUAUUAAAGAUACUUGUUAUCUUAUUUUUUGAGAUCUGAACUUUUUGGUUUAGAUUUACCUCCUGGAUUUGUUAUUAGAUUAACACUUACAAAUAAACCAAAAAGAUAUUAAUAUUAUUUUGUUACCCAAAUAAAAGAGGAAUCUGAAUUGAAUAUUAAAAAAAAUGAAUUUGCUAAACAUUUUCUAUCCCUUUUUGUUUCUGAUCAUUUGGAUCAUUUAGUUCCUAAAUAUUUUGGUAAUUUACAUGCUUUUUAUGGAAAUGCUAUGUAAUCACAAAUAACAUAAUAUGAACAAUUUAAAAAUCCUUUAUUUCAUUUUAAAAAAGAUAUCUUUGAAGCAUCUUAUGAUUUAUAAGAAUUCAAUGAAAUCAAACCAAAAGAUAUUUUUGAAGCAUUUCUUAAAUUUCUUGAUUUUCUUGCAGAAACACAAAUAUUUGAUUUUAAUUAUCAUUCUAAAACAAAUCAAGAUAGAAUAAAAUCAAUGUAAAUUAGUGAAGAAGUUAUUUCAAUUACUUAUAAAAGAAUGAAAAAGAUGGAAGAUACAUUUAUUUACAUUUAAGAAGUAAUAUUUCCUUAACAUUAUAAUGUAAGAUUAAUAUAAAUUACUUAAUUAUUGAAUCCUUUGUUUUUUUAAUUUAUGCGUUUGGAGACAAGCAAAUUAUAAAGAUUAACUGAUUAUGAAGAUUUUAUUAAUAAGUUAAAUUUAGAAGAAGUUAUGCAUAAAUUAGUUGAUGGAUAUUUACUAAUAAAAUAUAAUAAUUAAUUAAGAGAAUUAAAGUAGGAAGUAGAUAAAUAAAAUAAAUAAGUGUUAAAAUCACCAUCAUUUACAAUAAUUGAGUUUUUCUAAAAAUUGAAUAUUAAUUAUGAUAUUAGUUUAAUUAAUAGAAUUAAAUUAAUAGAUUAUUUGGCAUAUACAAAUUUUUAUAAUUUAGAUACUUAAUUUAAAAAUCAUUAAGAUGAAAUAUAUGAUUCAGUAAUAAAAAAUUUUAAUAAAUCAUGGUUUGAUUAUGAAUUAUGGAAAUAAGCAUUUUAAGCAAAUUAUUAAUAUGCAUAAUCAAGUUCAUAAUUUAAAAAUACUUUUCUUGUUGAAUUAUUAGCUAUUUAAUUUUUAGGUAAUAAAUUUUAAGAAUUGAAUUUAAAUUUAUUUGAAUCAAUUUCAGAAAUAGAUUAAACUGAUGAAAAAUGUAAUAAAAUAAUAUUAUAUUUAAUGAAUAAGAAAUUACAUAAUAUUGUUGGUUUAGGAUAACUUUCAAUUGCUGAAAGUUCUCUUAAACAUAAAAAGUUUAAUUUAUUUUUGAAAUUGUUAUCGAUAGAGAAUAAUAGAAAAAUAAGAAAUAAUUUUUUUGAUUAUUUAUUAGAAGAUGACAAUUAAUUAUAAAAAUAUCAUAAUUAAAUAUUUGAAGGUGUUGAAAAAUAUUAUCCACAUUUAUUAGGAAGUUUAUAAUGGAAUUAUUUUUGGACUCAAAUGACAAAAUAAAGUGGAUAAUAUGAAUUUUAAAUAUUAUAUAAAGGAUCAGUCUAUUUUACAAAUUAAUAAUAUGAAUGUAUUUUCAAUAAUAAUCUUUUGGAUAAUAGAUAAGAUUUACCAAAUUAUUUAGAAGUCAAUUUAAAUACAAUUAUUAAUUAAAAUUUUGAUAAACAUUUUGCAUUACUUAAUUUGAAAGAUAAUUCAUUAUUAUUUAUGUAACCUAAUUUUCCACUCUAAAAAUAUAUGGCAAUAUCACUUUAUAAAUUGAUAUAAUUAGAUUAAUUUAUAUCUAAAGUAGAAUUGGCAACUCAUAAAGGUUAAAUUUAUUCAAUUUAUGAAGUGAUCAAUACAAUGAUAGAAGGAUAAAGGAUUAGAUUUACAAUAGCAUAAUAUAUGUUACAUCAUCAUUUCAAUGAAUAAAAUUUAAUAAACAAAAUAGGUUCCUAAAAUUUAGCAUAUAAGAUAUUAUUGAGUAUACUUUUAUUACCAACUAAUAUUACUCCUGAUUAAGAGUUAUUAGUACCUUGUGGUAAUUACUUUUCUCCUGUUACAACAAAUAUUUAUUUUGAUCCAAAACAUGAUAAUUUAAUUAAUAUUUGUGGAUUUGAAAGAGAAGGUGAUAAAAUAAAUUUAUGUUGUAAAAACAUAUAUUUUCUUACAUAAUUUAUGAAUGAAAAGAUAGAUCCAAAAUAUUUAAGUGUAUUUUCAAAUUUAACAAUUAUUUUAUAAUAAUGGUUAAAAUAAUUAAGUCAACUUGAUUUAAAGGUAGAUAAAACAUAAUCUAUAUUAAUUUUACCACUUAAUAAAGAAAAUAUGAUUGCAUUAAUACAUCGUGCAACUUUGAUAUAAUAAGCUAAAUAAAAUAUUACCUAUUUAGAUUUACUUAAAUAAUGUGAUCCAAAUUUAGGAGAAUAUUAUUAAACUCUUAUUAACAAUAGUACAUUAAAUUUAAUAUAAAAAUUUAAUGAACUUUCAAGUACUUUACCUAUUUGUUUAACUAGACAAGAUUUUAUAUCUUUUAGAGAAAGUUUUUCAUUUGCUAAAUAUCCUUCUAGUUUUUAAUUAAAGAAUUCUAUUGGACCAUCAAAAGGUUUGAAAAUGGUUUUAAAGUAUACAAGACUAUUAACAGAAGUAGAAGAUUUUAAUAAAAAAUUAUAAAUAAUAAAAAAACCAAAUCAUUUUUAAUUAUUAAUAAAUUCAAUUGAUUGGAGAAAUCUAAAAGAAUCUUAAGUAUCAUUAAUGUUAGAAAAUAUAUUAAAAUAUUCAUAAGAUUACAAUUAACCUUUUGAAUAUAUAAAUUUUAGUUGUUUAUCAUAUAGAUAAUUUUCAUAAAUAUUUAUGUAAUUUGAAUUAAUAAGAAUAAAGAUUUUAAAUAUUUCAUAUAUAGAUACAAUAACAGAUAAUUUUAUUAAUGAAAUUUGUUAUAAAUGUAGUGAAUUACAUGUUUUAAAUAUAAGUGGUUGUUCUGGAUUGAUUUAAUUGGGAGCUUAAAAGAAAUUGUAAUUUUUAAGAUUGAAAACACUAUUAGCUUCAGAGAUACCAAAUUUAAAAUCAAUAGAAAUGAGUGGAUAAUUCUUAUAGAAUUUAAAUAUUAAUAAUUGUCCAUAAUUAACAUAAGUUUAUACUAUUAAUUAAUUAAAUAAGAUAUAAGCAAAAGGUUGUAAAUAAUUAUAAUAAGAAAUAGUUGAAAUGUGGAUGUUGUAAGGAAUAUAAGUAAUUUUUGAUGAUAUUACAUCAAAUGGAGCUUUUAAAUAAUUAGCUAAUAAGAAAAUAAUAAAAGUUAAUGAAGAGGAAUCUUCAUUUUAAAAAACUUAUGUUGAAAUAAUGUUUUAAUUAUUAGGUGAUAUUUAUGAAAAAUUUUUAUUUACUGAUUAAACUUCAAGAUCACCAUUACCAACAUAUUUAGUAAAAAGUGGAAUUGUUAUUGAAGAUUAACAAAGUUAAUUUUUAACAUUUUUAUCAAAAUAACUUGAUGAAAAAAGUAAGAAAGUUUACAUUUUUGGAAUAUUUCAAUGUUUAUUUAAGAAUUAAUUUAUUAAUACUUUAGAAUUAUAAUCUUUGAUUUCUCAUAAAAGUGAAGAUAAACGAAAAUUUUUAGAUUAAUUUUUAGUUGAUUUAUCUUAAAUAAUUGAGAGUAGUAUAGGUAGAGAAUAAUUUUUAGUGAAUUAGACAGUGAAAUAAUUCUUAUAGAAUAUAGAAUGGAUAACAAUACCUAGUGCUAGUGAAUCUGUAUUAGAAAAAAUAAUAUAAUUGUUAUAAUAGAUUUCUUAUUAUAAAUAAUUUAUAAAAGUGAGUUUUGCUAAUUUAAAAAUGAUUAAAAGUUAAAUAAUUGAAAAGUAUCUCUCAAAUUUAAAAUAAUCAGAUAAAUAUUUACAUUUUCCAUCUUUAGAUUUUUCAGGAAAUAGUUUAACUGUAGAUAAUUUAAAUGAAAUAUUUAAUGAAAGUACAUUUAGUGUAAUUAAUAUUUAACAUUUAAAUUUGAGUAAUGCAGGAAUAGAUGAUAAUAUGUUAAUAUCAAUAAGUAAAUAAUUUUGGGAAUGUGAAAAUUUGAGAUAUAUUGAUUUAAGUAGAAAUUAAAUAACAAAUUAAGGUUUAAAUCAUUUAUUUGAAUAAGCAUUAUAAGAUAAAAUUGUUAAAACUCCUUUGAAUUCUUUGAAUUUAAGUCAUAAUAAUGUUGGAAAUGCUUAAUUUGAAUUAUUAUCAAAAUUAGAAUAAUAAUAAUGGUAAAAUAAAGAAAAUUAAAUGAUUUAUUUGAAGAAUUUAACAUUAUAAAAUUGUUUUUAAAUAGAUUAAGAUAUAACAUCAUUUUGUAAAUUCUUAUGUUAAAGUUACAACUUAUAAGCAUUAGAUUUAAGAAGAAACAAAUUUAAAUAAGAAACUAUUUAAGAACUUUCAAAAUCUAUUGGUUAAAAUAAAUCUUUGACUUAAAUAUACUUUUCUAAUUAAAUAAUUGAUUCAUGUUUAAAUUUUGAAGAAUUAAUUAAAAGUUAAUCAUUAUAAUAUAUGGAUUUAACAUUGAAAAGUUUUAAAUAAGAAAUCUCAUUUCUAUUUGAUAAAUUAAUUACACUUUCAAUCACUCUUUCAACUAUUGAUGAUGAUUCUCUUAGAAUAUUAACUAAACUUUAUCAAAGUAGUUAAACUGUAUUGAUAUUUGAUUUACAUAUUUUGGAUUAAGAAGUUAAAUAGAGAACCUUUUAUAAAUUAGGAAUGUCUAAAAUAAAUUACUUUAGAGAAAAAAAAGAAUAAAAAGAAACUAUGUUAAGUGAGAAAUUUGUUAAAUAAGAUACUUUAAGGAUAGAUAUCUCAGAUUACAGUUAUACUGGAUUAUCUUUGGAUGGAGGAGGAAUGAGAGGAUUAUUACCAGCAACAAUUGUCAAUUAUUUAUGUACAUAAAUGAAAAAAGAGCCAUAUUAAUUAUUUGAUAGUAUUGGAGGUACAUCAAUUGGAGGAAUGUUAGCUUUAACAAUGGUUGGAACAAAAGAUGGUUAGAAUCCAUUAGUUGAUAAGGAUGGUUUGAUAAAACUAUUUACUGAAGAAGGUAAGACUAUAUUUGAGGAUUCAAAGAGAGGUGUAUGGAAUAUUAUGAGUAAAUCUAAGUAUGAUGCCAAGGGAAUAGAGAAUGUAUUAUCUAGACAUUGUGGUACUGUGAAAUUGAGUGAAACUAUUUAAAAUACUAAUGUAAUUGUUACAGCUGUUAAAUUACAAAAGUAAAGAGGUGAAACAGUUGCUAAAGUAUUUAGUUCAAGAAAAGCCAAAGUUGAUCUAACUGAGAAUUUCUUAAUGAAAGAUGUAGGAAGAGCCACAUCAGCUGCACCAACAUAUUUUCCUGCUGCAUAAAUAAAAUCAUUAGCAGGAAAAGAAUAUUAAUUUAUUGAUGGAGGUAUAGGAGUAAAUAAUCCAUCAAAUUUUGUAUUGGAAGAUCUAAGAAAAUGUAUGUUAAAUAGGGAUUAAGAUAAUUUCUUCCUUUUAAGUCUUUCAACUGGAGUAGCUAAGUAAAAAUAACAACUUUAAGUUGAUGAAGGAUUAUUGAGUGUUGGGAAAAUAAUAGAUGCUUUUGGUGAAAGUAAUUAAGAUUUUGUUGAUCUUGAACUCAAAAGACAUGAAGGAAAAUAUCUCAGAAUAAUUCCAGAAUAUGAUCUUUAAGGUAAAUAUUUAAUUUAUAAAUUACAAAGAGAGUAUGGCAUAAAUGGAUUGUACUGAUCCAAAAGUUUUUGAGGAAUAUUAAUCAGCAGCUAUGGUUGCAGCAGAAUCAUAUUUUCAUAAAGAAAUAUUCGGAAGAUAUUAGGACAAAUCUUUCAUUCGGUGGUUGGAAGAAAAUACUGCAAGAAGACUAGAAUCAAAAUGA